Schizophyllum commune H4-8 is the source of this 437-nucleotide messenger RNA. RefSeq lists its product as uncharacterized. The coding region runs from base 67 to 291 and encodes 74 amino acids. The transcript has 5 exons. Gene Ontology annotation, cellular component: cytosol. Gene Ontology annotation, biological process: copper ion transport. Gene Ontology annotation, molecular function: copper chaperone activity; metal ion binding. NCBI's taxonomy places the organism in Eukaryota, Fungi, Basidiomycota, Agaricomycetes, Agaricales, Schizophyllaceae. The record is from RefSeq and is a predicted model, not a curated record.
UUGCUUCUUGUCCCUUACCAUCACUUGUCCUCUUCCCCCUCUUCCGUUGUCUGAGUUGUGAGCGCUAUGGCCGAGCACACCUACGAGUUCAAUGUCAAGAUGACCUGCAGCGGCUGCUCAGGCGCGAUCACCCGUGUCCUCGAGAAGGCGAAGGGUAACGGUGUCAACGACUACUCUGUCAGCCUCGACACGCAGGAGGUCAUCGUCAAGGGCACCCUCCCCUACGAGGAUGUCUAUGCGAAGAUCCAGAAGACGGGCAAGGAGAUCAUCAGUGGCAAGACGGUCGCGUAGCGAUGAGGUUGUCCGCGCGCGGCAGAUCGGAGCUCCGUCCACCCCUGGCAUUCACGUCUAUAUCGUCCUAUCUAUCGCUGUCCGCAUCUUUAUCCUAGGUAAUUUAUGGAUGGAUUCAACUGCUCUGCUGCCUGCAUUGGGCACAA